Suillus paluster is the source of this 1399-nucleotide messenger RNA. Its product is annotated as WD40-repeat-containing domain protein. Gene Ontology annotation, molecular function: protein binding. NCBI's taxonomy places the organism in Eukaryota, Fungi, Basidiomycota, Agaricomycetes, Boletales, Suillaceae. The coding region runs from base 19 to 1233 and encodes 404 amino acids. The transcript has 6 exons. The record is from RefSeq and is a predicted model, not a curated record.
CGUAAAUGUGAUUACACUAUGGCUCUGCCAGCACCUUCACCUACUCAUCUGCUACGUUCACAUUCGAUCGCAGUAAGCACCCUGUUCAUAUCGACGGACAACGAGCGAAUCUACUCCGGAGAUGCCGCAGGACAAGUUGUGAUCACUUCCACGCGCUCAUUGCGACCACUCGCAUCAUGGAAAGCUCAUACUGACUCCCUGUUAGGCGUUCAAGAAUGGGGGUCUCAAAUCUUAACACAUGGGAGGGACAAUAAACUUCACGUCUGGGCAAGACCUGAGGAAUCCGCUUCCAUCAGACAAGGACCUGCAACUGAUCUGUCGGAUCUAUCAAUCCCAACGAUAUGUUACUCGAUGGACGUCAACGCCCUGAACUACUGCAGGUUUUCUCUCAUGUUCCCUACAGGAUCAAGCGAGCAGGAAGGUCUGCUCGCCAUUCCGAACCUAGUGGAAUCAGCUCUGGCAGAUAUCUGGUCACUUCCGUCGCGUCAAAGACUCCAUGCCGCCAUAGGUGAUCCACUAGACACCUCCGCAACAGCCUUCUCCGAUGGCAGGUCGGGCAGCAAAUCGGGAAUCAUCAUGUCAAUGCAUCUCUUUUACGCUGCUUCGUCUGCACCUUCGUCCUCUACAUCAGCAAGAGAGCUGCGACUCUUAUGCGCGUACGAAAAUGGAGGCGUUGUUCUCCGGAAGCGCACUGCACCCGAAAAUAAACAGACCGUCGAGGGCCGCGGAUGGGAGGUAUUGUGGAAAUCCAAACUUCAUGUAGAAUCAGUGAUGGCGAUGGCGGUCUCUUUAGACUGCACUUUUGCUUUAACCAUAUCGGCUGACCAUCUGGUGGGACGGUAUGAUCUUUUGAAGACCCAGGAAGAAGCAGGAACUGCAUUCAAGACCAAACAUCCAGGAAAUGGCUCUAUCGCCAUAUGCGGCGACGGAAGAGUGUGUGCGAUAGGAGGAUGGGACGGCAAAAUGCGGUUAUACUCAACGAAGACGUUUAAGCAGCUGGGAACCCUUGUGCAUCACAAGCAAGCAUGCCAAGCGGUUACGUUUGCCUCCGUUAUCGAUCCCCCUUUUGGUAACACACCUCUUCGUGGAGACUUGAGGGAUGAUUCUUCCGGUGACGAGGACGAAAUGACUGUUGAGGAAAAGCGUGUCCGUGCUCGGUGGUUGAUUGCAGGCAGUAAGGACGCGAAGGUGUCAAUUUGGGCCUUGAUGGACUUUGAGAAGACAAGUACAUGAGUUGCGCCAAAAUUCACGACAAACCGAGAAUGUGUCGAGAACUAUUGGAUGUUACGACGCGUUUGGUCUAGAGAGAUGAAGGGGGCGGGGGGUAGGACGCUCAGAUGUUGAAGCAGGCAAGUCUGUAACAGCUGGCUUGUAAAUAUUAGUAAUCGCGAACGAACGU